Pipistrellus kuhlii (Kuhl's pipistrelle) is the source of this 1108-nucleotide messenger RNA. RefSeq names its product receptor of activated protein C kinase 1-like. Lineage: Eukaryota; Metazoa; Chordata; Mammalia; Chiroptera; Vespertilionidae. Gene Ontology annotation, biological process: rescue of stalled cytosolic ribosome; positive regulation of protein phosphorylation. The record is from RefSeq and is a predicted model, not a curated record. Gene Ontology annotation, molecular function: protein kinase C binding; ribosome binding; translation regulator activity. Gene Ontology annotation, cellular component: nucleus; cytosol.
AUGCAAUCACUGUGUGACUGGGUUCCAGACUGUCGCUUUUCCUCACAGGGCUGCGGCGGUGCUGGUUGUGCUGCUGCUCUCUCUGAAGUAUCCAGGUCCAUCCUCGUCGCUGCGGUGACACCCACACCCGCCACCGCCGUGACUGAGCAGAUGACCCUUCGUGGCACCCUCAAGGGCCACAAUGGAUGGGUGACCCAGAUCGCUACCACUCCCCAGUUCCCGGACAUGGUACUGUCCGCCUCUCAAGACAAGACCAUCAUCAUGUGGAAGCUGACCAGGGAUGAGACCAACUCCGGCAUCCCACAGCGUGCUCUUCGGGGUCACUCCCAUUUCGUUAGUGACGUGGCCAUCUCCUCAGAUGGCCAGUUUGCCCUCUCUGGCUCCUGGGACGGAACCCUUUGCCUCUGGGAUCUCACAACGGGCACCACCAUGUGCCGAUUCGUGGGCCAUACCAAGGAUGUGCUGAGUGUGGCCUUCUCCUCUGGCUCCCGAGACAAAACCAUCAAGUUAUGGAAUCCUCUGGGUGUAUGCAAAUAUACUAUCCAGGAUGAGAGCCACUCAGAGUGGGUGUCUUGUGUCCAUUUCUCGCCCAUCAUCGUGUCUUGUGGCUGGGACAAGCUGGUCAAGGUAUGGAACGUGGCAAACUGCAAGCUGAAGACCAAUAGUCACAUGGGCCACACAGGAUACCUGAACACUGUGACUGUCUCUCCAGAUGGAUCCCUCUGCGCUUCUGGAGGCAAGGGUGGCCAGGCCAUGCUGUGGGACCUCAACGAAGGCAAGCAUCUGUAUACACCUGAUGGUGGGGACAUCAUCAACGUCCUUUGUUUCAGCCCCAAUUGCUACUGGCUCUGUGCUGCCACUGGCCCCAGCAUCCAGAUCUGGGACUUGAAAGGCAAGAUCGUUGUAGAUGAAUUGAAGCAAGAGGUUACCAGUACCAGCAGCAAGGCAGAGCACCCCAGUGUACCUCUCUGGCCUGGUGGCCAAACUCUCUUUGCUGGCUACACAGACAACCUGGUGUGAGUGUGGCAGGUGACCAUCGGCACCCGCUAGAAGUAUAUGGCAGAGCUUUGGUAAUAAAAUGGUUUUCUGGCUUGUAAAAAAAAAAAAA